AUGAAAACAAUCUAUCAGACUUCAUUUUCCGCCAAAGACAUGUUCCCCUGCUCACUCUUCCCCACCGCGAACCACCACCUGCGCCCGACGAGAGGCGAAGUGAUGAUUUCCUCUCCGUCGCCGGGCGCCUUCGCCCACCCCGGCCGCGCCUUGCAGGUGGAACACAUGUACCAGGCGAUGGGCGAUGCAGCCUACCUUGCCGUUGACCUGUCCGGCGCGAACGAGGAGGACGUGCGCGUCAAGGUUGAUGGACAAAAGCUGUUCGUCACGGCUGUGAGACACAGCGCUAAGAAGGGAAAAAAGAGCGGAGAGGACUUCGUGUACUCGCUCAGGGCCGUUUUCGGACGCGAUGCACACGUGAAGGGGACGACAGUUGAGAGUGUGGAGAACGGGACUGUGGUACUUCGGGUACCAUUCGUUCAACAUGGGCGGAAACAGUGGAAAGCGUAG
Molecule: messenger RNA, 450 nt
Organism: Chondrus crispus (carragheen)
Lineage: Eukaryota; Rhodophyta; Florideophyceae; Gigartinales; Gigartinaceae
Product: Heat Shock Protein 20, HSP20
Exons: 1
Coding region: 1-450 (149 amino acids)
Source: RefSeq, a predicted model, not a curated record